This is a messenger RNA of Pseudopipra pipra, 1644 nucleotides long. RefSeq names its product cilia- and flagella- associated protein 210-like. The coding region runs from base 350 to 877 and encodes 175 amino acids. NCBI's taxonomy places the organism in Eukaryota, Metazoa, Chordata, Aves, Passeriformes, Pipridae. The record is from RefSeq and is a predicted model, not a curated record. The transcript has 7 exons.
GCAAACGAGUAGCUCACGAGCCGGCUGCGGAAGAGAGUCCUGCCAGCAGGUCGGCCUUGCUUCCUUCCUUCCUCCCUCCCUCUCUUCCCGGCAGAGCGGACGGUGCCCGCCCGCGGCUCCCGGGGCUGGGCGGGGCGGGGGCGGUGCCGCUCCAGGGCCCCUCACGCAGCGCCCGCCGCUGCUCCAGCGCCUGCGGCUGCGCGCGCUCGGAACGGGGGGGGGCGGCGGCCGCAGCCUUUGUGCGGGGCGGGAGAAGGAGCCCCGACUCCCCGGGACAGCCGGGGCACCGGUGAGGGCCCCUCGUUCUCCCUCGGCAGUUUCCCGGAGAGGCGGCGGGGAAGGGCCGACGAUGGACCUCGAUGGGCCGGACGCCGCCCGCCGGGAGGCAGAGCUGGAGCGCGGCCGCUGCUUGAGCCGCCGGGCCGUGGCCCAGGAGCAGCUGGCGCAAAUAAAGGAGCACAAGAAUCAGGCAUAUCUGGCCAAGCUAGAAAACAAAAGAGAAGGAGAACAAAUACAGAGAUUGACCCAAUUGUACCAACUGGAAAUUCAGAGAGGAAAAGAAAAGGAACAGGAGGAAAAAGUUGAAUGGCAGAGGCUGCAUCAUGAAUAUGUAGCUGAACAGAAAGUAAUUAAAGCUGAAGAGAAACAAAAAGAAGACAAAGAUGAUGAUUGGAUUAAGGCUUAUAUUAAAGGUAAAGAAAUGAUGGCUGAUCUGGCAAGAGAAAAAGAUGCAGAGACUAACAGGCUGAUGCAGAAGCAUAGGGACAAAGCUUUUGAAAAACUAUCUGCACAGAUGAACAAGGCAUUUAAGAUUCAAGAUGAUUGCCUUGUGAGAGGAGCUGCAGAGGUAGAAGCUGAAUACCAAAUGAAAAACUAGGAGAAAGAAGCAAGACAGAAGGCUGCCAUUGAAUCUAUUGCUGAAUACAGAGCCACUGUGAUUAAGAUGAAAGAGGAAAAGGAGAGACAGGAAAAAGAAAAGGAUGAGAAGGAUCAUAAUCAGUGGAUGACAGAAGACAGCAUCUGCCAGGAAAUGGAAAAAGCCAAGAAACAAAGACAGUGUGAUGCAAACAUGGAAGUACAAAAAAUUCAGAUCCAGCAGAUGGCUGAAAAGCAAGCAAAAAAAAAAAACAGCAGGAAAAGCAAGCAGACUUGGAUUACGAUGCUCAGAAACUGCUUUUCAUCAGGAUCAAGCAUUUUGGAGAUAAAGACAAAAUAUAUUUGACUACUAUCUAUCUACAAAGGAAAAGGAACCUUGCCAUUCUCUCCUUCCAAGUUCUAUAUGCCUGCAAAACCUAUCAGUGCCCAAUAGCUGAAGCUAACUCUGGAGUAAGUUACAAAACAUGCUGUUUGCCAAAACCUGCCUAUACUCAACUUCAGCUCAAGAAACAAGUGCCAUAGUUCACAACUGUACUUUAACUAGUCUAAUUUUAUUAUGGAACAAAGCAGUAGAUUCACUUUUUACGAAGUCAAGAGGUAACAACCACAGGUAAACUAUCAGUACUGUACUCCUAGAAUAUUGCUGGGCCUCCAGCCUUAAUUCAAAGGCUGGCCUAAAAAAAAAAAGUUUUGGCCUAAAAAAAAAAAGUCUUACUGAGCAAACAAUAAAAUUGAGUAAGCUGUUUAAAACAUCUGCGUUUUAAAACA